Molecule: messenger RNA, 1887 nt
Organism: Tripterygium wilfordii
Lineage: Eukaryota; Viridiplantae; Streptophyta; Magnoliopsida; Celastrales; Celastraceae
Product: outer envelope membrane protein 7
Exons: 1
Coding region: 158-409 (83 amino acids)
Source: RefSeq, a predicted model, not a curated record
AAUUAAAAAGGCCCAAGCCAUGGCGCGACGGCCCACUAUAUUCCUCCAAAUCCGCUCUCGCAGUUUGCAGGCACCCAAGAAAUCAACAAAGCUUGUCAAACUCUGAUCAACUAAACCUUUGUCGGUGAAUUGGUAUUGGUUUCGGAAAUUGCAGGUAAUGGCGGCUAUAACCAGCGCAGUGAUAGCAAUAGCAGCGGUGGUACUUGGCUGGAUUACGAUUGAGAUCGCUUGCAAGCCCUGCCUCGAUAAGGGCCGUGAAGCCAUUGAUAACUCCCUGAAUCCGGAUUACGACCCCGACAACGAUGUCGUUUCUUCCAGCGCCAGUGCCCCCCUUAUCUCCCAUACAGAGGACCCGAUCCCCAAGGUGGCUACUGAUUUGUCUCAUUCAAACGCAAUCAAGGCCGUCUGAUCUGAUCUUCCCCAAAUCCAUCUUCGUCAUCAGUAUCACUUCACUUAAUAUUCACCUCUCCGGUUUCUGCUAUGCUCUGCUUCUUGUCUCGGUGUGUUGUUUUACUUAUGUUCUGGUGUGAUUGAAUUGUUGAUUUGGCUGGUGGAGACAUCAAUUGUUGGACUCCGAGAGGAGAUAUAUUGUUCAUACAAGUUGAAUGAGAAAUAUGCGUUUGGAAUAUCCAAUUUCUGAGUGUUUGGUAAAUCUUUCAAGGAAGAAGUUUAGAGUCCAUGCUUGUAAAUACUUUGAGUAUUCACUGUGAUGGGGUUCAUGAUUAUUUACUAGGAGUAGAUAUACCUUUCUAAAUGGGAAUAAAGAAUUGGGUUAUCUGCAAUGUGUAUUGACUGUAAGCACAACAGUAGAUGUAGUCAAUAAGGGAAAGGAAAUCUGUUCCUGCAUUUUCUGUCUAGAACACCUACCAGCAGAAUUUAGGAAGUUUAUACAGGAGAAGAUUAUUUUUGAUGCAUAAGAUUUCUACAUCAUAUGUCGGUGAAGGAAGUUUGCAUGGAAAUGUCUGUGAAAGAAGUAUAAGUAAUUAAAAAGUUCUAACUAUAUCAAGAUUACUUCACAUGGAAAAUUUUCAAUUGAGAAAAAUAAAAUUGUUUUGAGAACAGUCAUCCCUUAACAUUACUCACAAAAGACUUCAGAAUCUUUCUGUCAUAAGUGUAGCUAGAUUUUAUAAGCAUUCUCUAAGGUGGCUUAAAAGCAUCUUAUGAUAUUUAGUACAUCUGCUAGAUUUUAUGAUGUUUGGCCAAAAGGACAUAGAAUUGAUACCUCAGAGUUUGUUUUUUUUUAAUAUCUGUUUUAAGUUAUGAAGUUAUUUCCUCACAUACUCAUUUCGGAAGAUGUUAAGACCUUUAGUUUUGCUAACUUGUGCAACCACUUUUUGAGCUGGAUAAUUUGUUAGUCAAGAAGUUGUUUUGCCAGAAUGCUGAUUGACACAUGUACAUGUGAUGUACAUUUGUGUGACUCGUAACUUGGAUGCUACAUCGUCGUGUCUUAUCUUAGGGUUGAUGAGACUUUAAUUGACAAUGUCUUGAUACAUUAUAUUAUUUGAUAUACUGUUCAAAUAUGGAAACUUUUCUUGUUUGGUAAGCUACUAUAUACCACACAGCCAGGAAAAAAACAAGAGGAGAGAAGGAAAAACAGGAUGCAAAUGCUAUCAGCAGUGGCGCCCUUUCAGUUCUGCUGGUGGAAGAUCCUUGAUUCCUAGUAGGUAUUGGAAUCUUGAGCAUCAACGAAAGUUCGAUUGUUAAAUAAAGCUUGAAGGAAGAAAAAAAACAACAAAUAAAUUGCUUUACUUUCUUCAGGGCAAGUGUUUGAUGAAAAGUAUCUAUUGCAUUCUACAUGGCAUCAUAAUAGUACAUAUGUAUAACAUUAUAAGUGUUUGACACUCUUUUUCCUGUAAUUUAUCUUUCAAUAAAAACGAUGUCCUUUGA